AUGGACAUAGAAGUGGCCAGAAAUACGUUCCGCAAAAACGAGUUUACCGAUCGACCUGAAAUGCUUUUUGUAAAAAAUUUAGCCGAAAAUCAUUUAUCAGACGUCGUGUUUGAUAGUUAUGGUCAGCGAUGGGAAGCACUGAGACGUGUAACACAUGCGGCUGUUUUAAACUAUGCCAAAACGGAUAAGCUGAUCUACCUGGCCAGCGAUUGUGUGGAAAAUACAAUCAAAUUGAUACUCGAUAGGGAAGGCACGGGUAAACCGUUUAAUCCCUAUCCAUAUGUCUAUCAUUUGUUCAGUAAUAUACUGGCUAACAGUGCUUUCGGUCGCGGCUACGAUAGCAUCGACGACAAAGAGUAUGUAGACUUUAAGUCGUCAACAAAAGAUCAGUCGGAGAAGCGUGGGUUCAGGAAUAUGUUGUGGCAAAUGUCUGGUCUGUUUCGUUGGCUGGACAGUCGUAAAUAUCGACAAGUUUUCGACAAAACAAUGGGUACUAUCGAUACAAUACGCCAGAAAUUUCUCAGUCAUUACGAUGGCUACGUUACGGGUGUUUGUCGUGAUUUUUGCGAUGCAUUGAUCAGCGCUAAGAUUGAUGCGCUCAGGGAUCGCAAAGAGUCGGCCCGGUAUUUGACUGAUAAUAACCUAUCGAUGGUUAUUUGGGAUUGGUUUUUGGCCGGAACUGAUACCUCGCAAACAACAUUCCAGUGGAUCCUGUUAUUGAUAGCCAACUAUCCCCGAGUACAGCAACGAUUGAGAGAUGAAAUCUGGGAGACAAUAGGCGAUCGUAUAGCCAUUCACGAUGACAGACACCGGUGUCACUAUACGUUGGCUGUCAUUGCGGAAACAUUGCGUUUCCGUAAUCCGGUACCAAUGGGUCUGUUUCAUGCAACCGGAUCGGCCGUACAGUUGUUUGGCAACAGCGGCAGCAGCUAUUGGUUGCCCGAAAAACAGAGACUAUUUGUAUGUCAGUGGCAUAUCAUGAAUAGCGACAAGUAUUGGCAAAAUGCCGACCAUUUUCUACCGGAACGCUUCCUCGAUAAUGACGGCCACUAUACUACUACUACUACUACUACUACCAGUACUACCACCCGAUCCAAAGCCUAUAUACCAUUUGGUGUGGGACGUCGUCAAUGUUUAGGCGAAAAGUUAGCCAUAGCCGACCUGUUUCUAGUUUUGGUCCGUUUCCUACAAUUAACCGAAAACUAUGAUAUAGUAGUUGUUGACAAUUGCCAGCAGGACUUGGAUCCCAAUCCAAAUGAUUUCAACAAUUUUCAGCCAAAUAAACACGAAAUUGAUUUACUAUCAAAUGAGGGAAUCGUUUGUUUGAUUAAACGCCAGUUUCUCAUCAAUGCAUUGAACGAUGAAAUCGUAGCAAACUUUUCCAUAAUUAUAUCCCAAUCGAUGGCCAACUCAUCGGUAAAGUCGUAUUUAAACAAACAAUAUAUGAGUCGUGCGGUGUCUAACUGUGUGUCCAUCGGUCCUCCAAUUGAUCCCAUUGUGCGACAAACCAACGCUAAUAUUGGUGCCAAUGUUGACGGACUUUGCUUUCGUUUCUAUUGA
This is a messenger RNA of Oppia nitens, 1560 nucleotides long. RefSeq lists its product as uncharacterized. The record is from RefSeq and is a predicted model, not a curated record. NCBI's taxonomy places the organism in Eukaryota, Metazoa, Arthropoda, Arachnida, Sarcoptiformes, Oppiidae. Bases 1 to 1560 code for a protein of 519 amino acids. The transcript is spliced from 4 exons. Gene Ontology annotation, molecular function: monooxygenase activity; oxidoreductase activity, acting on paired donors, with incorporation or reduction of molecular oxygen; heme binding.